Nematostella vectensis (starlet sea anemone) is the source of this 3074-nucleotide messenger RNA. RefSeq lists its product as uncharacterized. The transcript has 15 exons. NCBI's taxonomy places the organism in Eukaryota, Metazoa, Cnidaria, Anthozoa, Actiniaria, Edwardsiidae. The record is from RefSeq and is a predicted model, not a curated record. Bases 125 to 2044 code for a protein of 639 amino acids.
AAUUACCCAUGCAAACUUGCAAACUUUGUACCAAUAUUUUCAUCUUGGCUCAGAUCGAUUUUGGCAAAACAAUUUCUCGAUAUUGUGCCGAAUUUUGUCAUCAAUCGGCCCUCCAUGUACCAAAAUGCGAGCGUAUAUAGCUCUCCUGGGCCUAUUCUGCACCAUAGGUGUGUCUUCUAGUACAACAUCUCCACCCAACCCAGAAUGCCCAAGUAUGCAUCGGUCUGCAAAGUCCUUGGAAAAGGCUCUGACAUUAUACACCAAGGAAAAGACAAAGUGCCAAGUCAACCAGCUAUGUUCAGGGCUUAUGUGUAAUGGAACACAUCAUGGUAAUGAUUUCUUCAUGCGAUUUGAGCUGAAGCAGUGUGGUAAACCCUCGGUACACCUGGACCUUAAAUACCCUGCCAAGGGCAUCGACGUGCACAGAGAUCUGAGUGAUGGAGCUGUCAAACUUAACCAGCUCAUGGAGCUGCGUCUGACCUUGAAGCGAGAUAAAAACCUUCUACGUGUCAAGGCUGGUGUCUACUCCUGCAUUCUCAGAACUUGCACACAAGUUAUUCCUUUAAUGCCAAAUCAGAUAGUUUGUGUUGAUAUGUCUAAAUGUAAAGGAUACAACACGUCUUCAGACUUUCCAUGUAACCCAUCUAUUCCACCCACCUUUCCUUCUACCUUCCCUUCUUCCCCAAUAUCACGAAAAGGCACCAUAGGUGUGUCUUCUAGUACAACAUCUCCACCCAACCCAGAAUGCCCAAGUAUGCAUCGGUCUGCAAAGUCCUUGGAAAAGGCUCUGACAUUAUACACCAAGGAAAAGACAAAGUGCCAAGUCAACCAGCUAUGUUCAGGGCUUAUGUGUAAUGGAACACAUCAUGGUAAUGAUUUCUUCAUGCGAUUUGAGCUGAAGCAGUGUGGUAAACCCUCGGUACACCUGGACCUUAAAUACCCUGCCAAGGGCAUUGGCGUGCACAGAGAUCUGAGUGAUGGAGCUGUCAAACUUAACCAGCUCAUGGAGCUGCGUCUGACCUUGAAGCGAGAUAAAAACCUUCUACAAGUCGAGGCUGGUGUCUACUCUUGCUUUCUCGGAACGUGCACAAAAGUUAUUCCUUUAAUGCCAAAGCAGAUAGUAUGUGUUGAUAUGUCUAAAUGUAAAGGAUACAACACGUCUUCAGACUUCCCAUGUAACCCAUCUAUUCCACCCACCUUUCCUUCUACCUUCCCUUCUUCCCCAAUAUCACGAAAAGGCACCAUAGGUGUGUCUUCUAGUACAACAUCUCCACCCAACCCAGAAUGCCCAAGUAUGCAUCGGUCUGCAAAGUCCUUGGAAAAGGCUCUGACAUUAUACACCAAGGAAAAGACAAAGUGCCAAGUCAACCAGCUAUGUUCAGGGCUUAUGUGUAAUGGAACACAUCAUGGUAAUGAUUUCUUCAUGCGAUUUGAGCUGAAGCAGUGUGGUAAACCCUCGGUACACCUGGACCUUAAAUACCCUGCCAAGGGCAUUGGCGUGCACAGAGAUCUGAGUGAUGGAGCUGUCAAACUUAACCAGCUCAUGGAGCUGCGUCUGACCUUGAAGCGAGAUAAAAACCUUCUACAAGUCGAGGCUGGUGUCUACUCUUGCUUUCUCGGAACGUGCACAAAAGUUAUUCCUUUAAUGCCAAAGCAGAUAGUAUGUGUUGAUAUGUCUAAAUGUAAAGGAUACAACACGUCUUCAGACUUCCCAUGUAACCCAUCUAUUCCACCCACCUUUCCUUCUACCUUCCCUUCUUCCCCAAUAUCACGAAAAGGUCAAAUGACAGGACCGACAGGAUCGACCUCUACAACCCCAUCUAAUGGAGUGAUCUAUGCCCACAGGAAAGACCCUGAUGCACACCAUAUGUCUGUCGGAAUGGCUGUGGGUAUAGGUGUGGCCUGUCUAUUCGGUAUACUGAUCAUCAUUGGCUCUGUUUUCUACUACAGACGCUUUCGGCGCUCGCGUCUCAGAGCUGCCUAUUAUAAUGACAUCUCUAUGAAUGAUCCUCUUUAUGAGGAUUUUGGCCCUGAAAUUGCAUGAGGUGUGUACUAGAGAAAACAUCUGUUACCCUCAAGCCUGUCAGGAAGCUCUUGACAUACCACACAGUCAUAUAGACCAAUAGCGGUAGAUAGCUGGAUAAUGCACAGGCACUUAACCCUCAUACCGGGACAACAAUGUCUACCUAACCCUCAUACUGGGCCCUGUAGGGAAGUCUACUAUAGGCUAAAGGGGACGCCAAUGUCCUGCAGGUGCCAAGCCUGGGGUACUUCUAGAGCUCUGCCCAUCCCCCCACCCCCUCAGCCAAAAAAGUGGCAUGUCCUUAUUGAAAGAUGGCCUAAGUUUAAUCAAAUUCCUUUUUUUUGUGUGUGAUGUAGAAGUAGGAGCUCUUUUUAAACCUACCACCCAAAGUGAUUGCUACUACUUCUUAAUAAUUUUUGCCAUUCCCAUUUGGAAAUUGUGGUUUUCCUUGAGAUAUAGUCAAAUACCAUUGUUACUUUAUGUUGGUAGUAAAUAAUGUGUUAAACCAUGCAAAAUCAAAUUUUUAAAUUACAUGCACUAGUAUUCCAAUAAUGAUAAUUCAAUUAUAUUUUCAUGCAUGAAAUAUAAAGCAAGCCCCCAAAAAUACUUGUUUUAGCCUGUAAGGAUACACGGGGGUUGUUUGAUAAAUGGCAAAUAAUAUUAUUUUGUUAUUGCCUUGCAUAACGGUAUGCCAAAAAGCAUUUCUUUUAUUGCUGCUGCUGCUGUUGUUGUUGCUAAUGCUGUUGUUGUUGUUGUUGUUGUUGUUGUUGAUGUUGUCAAUGUUAUCCUACCAAGAUCAGUAAUUGCCAUGAAAAAAAAAACAGUCAAGAGGGUUAGUGUUUGCCAAAUAUAAGACUGUUGUUGCUUGCUAGCUUGAUAUUUGAAGGGGAUAUGGUAGUUAAGAAUAUAUAUUCUUUGCUUGAAAAUGUUAGACGAGUAUAUAGAAGAUUUUACGUUGUAUUUAUCACUGCAAACUGUAAAUAUUAUGCAAGGAAUUGCUUGUAGAAUUGUCACAUGAAUAAAAUAGCAAUAAAAAGCAACUGGUAAUACA